Molecule: messenger RNA, 831 nt
Organism: Rotaria socialis
Lineage: Eukaryota; Metazoa; Rotifera; Eurotatoria; Philodinida; Philodinidae
Source: the annotation of a GenBank genome assembly
AUGUGGAUUGAACUUCUUUUCGUAUUGUCGAUUUUCGGACACACGGUCUUUAGUAUUGACUAUCCUAAAGAUACAUGUGGUCUUCGCCCGUUGAUCAACACUGGAGACUCGCCAGACAGAAUUGUUGGCGGUACAGCAUCGUUAAGGGGUGAUUGGCCAUGGAUAGUUUCUAUGCAACGUAAUGGAAAUCAUUUUUGUGGUGCAUCACUUAUAAAUGAUGAAUGGCUUAUUACAGCAGCUCAUUGCGUUGUUGGAGUAACAAAUCCAAGUACUAUUCGCAUCCUUUUCGGUCUUCAUGAUCGAUUAUCUGCAGAUCCAUGGGUUAUUGCAAGAACAGCUAAGACUAUCAUUAACCAUCCAAGAUACACAAGCAAUAAUAUGUCAAAUGACAUUUCUCUCAUUCAGUUAUCUGCUAAAAUUGAUACAUACACUGAAUAUUAUAUGCCAGUUUGUUUUCCAAGUGCCGACCAAACAUUCGCUGGUCAAGUUGGACAAACCAUUGGCUGGGGAGCUCCAGCUUAUGGCGGCAGUCUACUACGUUAUUUAAGUGAAGUAUCUAGUUCAGUUUUAACUGAUAGCGCAUGCCGAGCACGUUAUUCAGCAGGUAUGAUUAAUGCAGCUACUCAAGUCUGUUCAGGUGGAAAUAAAACAGGAGCUUGCCAGGGUGACUCUGGUGGUCCAUUUGUUAUUCCUGAUGCUACACGAGCUGGCCGAUAUGUUCUUGUUGGCUUAACUUCAUGGGGUAUCGGAUGUGGUGAUGGAGGUGUUUAUACACGUGUUUCAGCUUAUAAAUCAUGGGUUGAAUCAAUAGCCGGUGCUACGUUGUCUUAA